AUGUCCAAAACCAUGAAAGAAAUACCCAAAACAUCGCUGGUGGCACAAAGCCUUCACAUCAGCCUUGUAGCUGCGGCUGUCGCUGCUCUUAUGCUCGAGACUACUGGCACCAGGUUUCGCGACAUCGCGGCAGUUUCAAUUCAACGAGCCUCGGGUUCAAGUCCUUACACAAUCUUUCCUGCUUCAUUGAGAGUUAAUAGAGCCAGCGUAUUUAGUGUGCUGCACGCUUCGAUCAUUAUCAUAGGGGCAACUAUUCUAAUCGCUUUGACGUUUACGUCCACGAUACUGCUAACGGGCCUGAAGAACGCCAAUAUCGCUGGACCUAUGCAGGCAAAGCUUCUUCCAAUUGAACUCGGACCGAAUACUACCUUAUCUGCGAAUGGUGUUCUUCACUACAGGUCCAGUCCUUUUGCGAACUGGCGAUUUGGCGAGAUGAAGUCUGGCGAUGUUACCUCGACUGCCGAGAUUGCCGACACCGGAAGUACAUACCGCACUCUUCUGCCCUACAUGAAGGAGGAGCCUAGAACAUCGUUGGAGCACUACACUGGACCAGGGCUGGUGGACAAAUAUGGACGGUCAUUGGACAAUAGCUUCGUUAAAGAAUGGUACCGAAGUGUUCAGUGUGACAUUCCCACAGUCGAGUGGCAGAGGAACGGCCCUUCGAAGAGUAUUUUCAACAAAGACUACAGGAGGCGACAUAUUAUGCAGCUCGAGAUCAAAGUGAAUGACUCGAAAUACUCAGGAUCAAUGACGGAGUACAAGAACUUUGCUCUUAUACAAGCGCUGUUGGGGUGCUCACCCCAAGGAGGCUGGGCAAUGACAAACUACAAGGAUCUCUAUGAGGAAGAUUGGAUCGCUUGGUGGGCCGCUCAUGCUGUGCAUGUCUCUCUCAUCCAAAACAUCCUGCGAGCGACGGGCGAUCCUGCAUUAGCCAUACAGGCCCUUGCCUUUAGGUUUCACUCCAUGAUCUUCUACGACAGCAUGGCAGACUUCGACCUGCAGAAGCCAGUCACCACCAUAAACUCAGCCGAGAUGCUCCUCCCAGUGCGGUGGACGGGGCUAGACGUAGUUCUGGGCCUGGCCUUGGUCCACUUACUGCUACUAUGCAGCACGAUGGUGCUGUUUCAAUUCAAGACGAGGGCUUCUAGUCUGGGCAACGCUUGGCAAGCCACCGCCCAAGUUGUGUCGACUGAAACGCGUGCGGCCGUGGGGGAGGCGAGUACGGUGAGGGAUAAAGAGGUUGAGGCUUGGGCUAGGUCUAACAGAACCGAGAUCGUGGAUCAAAAGAUGUGA
Molecule: messenger RNA, 1293 nt
Organism: Fusarium oxysporum Fo47
Lineage: Eukaryota; Fungi; Ascomycota; Sordariomycetes; Hypocreales; Nectriaceae
Exons: 6
Coding region: 1-1293 (430 amino acids)
Source: RefSeq, a predicted model, not a curated record